AUGUUGUCCUCGCAUAGCAGGUUGACGUUGUCUUAUGACCUGCAUGAGCCUAGCAAGCGACCUGUUGGCGGGUCCUCCAACCCCAUCAUUUUUCUUCAUGGUCUUUUCGGAUCCAAGAAGAACAACAGGAGUAUCAGCAAAGUUCUUGCUCGUGACUUGGGUAGACCUGUGUAUGCUCUGGACCUACGCAACCAUGGCGAAUCGCCUCACGCGAAGCAGCACGACUAUGUGCACAUGGCAGAUGACGUUGCCGGAUUCAUGGAUCAGCAUAGACUGAAAAUGCCCACUGUCAUCGGUCACUCAAUGGGAGCCAAAGCUGCCAUGACCCUUGCAUUGAAAUCCCCUGAGCUCGUGCAAGAUAUCGUGGCGGUUGACAAUGCGCCCGUCGAUGCUGUCUUGGAGAGCUCAUUCAGCAAGUACAUUCAGGGCUUGAGAAGAAUUGAAGCAGCGGACAUUACGAAGCAGGCCGAAGCAGACGAAAUACUGAAGGAAUAUGAGGAUUCUCUUCCUAUCCGGCAGUUCCUGCUGGGCAAUUUAUAUCGGCCCGAGGCUGGAAAGCCGCAGCAAAAGUUUCGGGUGCCCCUCGACAUUAUUAGCCGGUCUCUGAACCACAUGGGCGACUUCCCGUUCAAGGACCCAACGAAGACUCGAUUCGAAAAGCCUGCUCUGUUUGUCCGGGGAACCCAAAGCAAGUACGUGCCGGAUGACGUUCUACCGACGAUUGGGCAAUUCUUCCCCAAGUUUCGACUCGCGGAUCUUGAUGCCGGGCACUGGUGCAUUUCAGAGAAACCAGAAGAGUUUCGUCAAGGUAUGUUAUCGAUCUAUUAUGAAGACUCAAGAGACUGA
Colletotrichum godetiae is the source of this 846-nucleotide messenger RNA. Its product is annotated as Alpha/Beta hydrolase protein. The coding region runs from base 1 to 846 and encodes 281 amino acids. The record is from RefSeq and is a predicted model, not a curated record. Gene Ontology annotation, molecular function: carboxylic ester hydrolase activity. Lineage: Eukaryota; Fungi; Ascomycota; Sordariomycetes; Glomerellales; Glomerellaceae. The transcript is spliced from 5 exons. Gene Ontology annotation, cellular component: mitochondrion.